UCAUUUCAUAGAAUAGGAAUAUUGGAUUGAGAGAUAAAAAAUGGCAGCGGAUGAUCCGGACGAAAAGAGUUUAUUUUGUCGCAUCAAGGAUUGCGUUCUCGCUGAACUUAAUCGAAAUAAGAAUGAAGUGAAGAGGGCCAAGUGUCCCUCGAGAAGCAUCUGGGUAUGGGACUUGGGACAAAGUAGCAAACCAGCUGAAGCCACGGAACCCCCAAAAGUCGACAGAGAAAUACCGACCAUCAGAAUAAAUCCCAUUGAAGAUAAGGAUAGCAAAGAUAGAAACGAUAAUAAAGACGAGAGGUUGAGGGGAGGGCAUGGAAAUGUAGACAAAGGUGGUGAGCAAGAGAAAAUUCAUUUAGAAAGUAAAGAACAUUCACAGACACACUCGCAUCUUGUUGAAAAAGAUAAAAGUGAAGGAAAUCAAAAAUCUACGGAUCAUUCGAAUUCUUGUGACUCCAAGCCUGUACGAUAUUACAUCAAAAUGCAGAACCCGGAGGCUCCGCCGUGUUGCGAGACCCGGAGGCCACGCAAAAUAUGUCCGCCGAAAAUGAGAAAACCCCAAGAAGAAACUCGUAGCCAUUGCCCCCCUCGACCGACUUGCAGAUGCGAAGGAUGCGUAGCGGAAUUCAACCAGCAACACUAUUCGAUGAAUUAAUACCGUUGCGCAGGGAGUUUGGCCUUUUUUUUUGGAUUAUCGUCACUUUAAAUGAAAAAUUAAAGAAUUUUGGACGAGUUUUAUAAACCACUGGAUCGAGAAAUAUUUUCGUGGAUUCUGGAACACUGAUAAAUCGGUUCGAGGGUGAAUUUAUUAUCGCGCUUUGAGUUAACAAAUAGGACAGAGUUUUUAUUCGUUUUAUCGGA
This is a messenger RNA of Venturia canescens, 861 nucleotides long. RefSeq lists its product as uncharacterized. NCBI's taxonomy places the organism in Eukaryota, Metazoa, Arthropoda, Insecta, Hymenoptera, Ichneumonidae. The coding region runs from base 41 to 655 and encodes 204 amino acids. The transcript has 4 exons. The record is from RefSeq and is a predicted model, not a curated record.